Molecule: messenger RNA, 1316 nt
Organism: Carassius gibelio (silver crucian carp)
Lineage: Eukaryota; Metazoa; Chordata; Actinopteri; Cypriniformes; Cyprinidae
Product: death-associated protein 1
Exons: 4
Coding region: 155-469 (104 amino acids)
Biological process (GO): apoptotic signaling pathway; negative regulation of autophagy; cellular response to amino acid starvation
Molecular function (GO): death domain binding
Source: RefSeq, a predicted model, not a curated record
GUCAUCACGCACCGUUGCCAAACAAUGGGUAGGAAAAAGCCACGUUGACGAAGUCGACAGCAGUGUGCGUUAUUUUUCAGCAAGGAAACAGAAGGAUUGAUUUUAUUUUGAAGACAACGAAACAAUUCUUUCGAAGAAGCGCUUGACAGUAACCAUGUCAUCGCCGCCCAAAGAGAAAACCGAGACCAAAGCUGGGCAUCUCCCUGCUGUGAAAGCAGGAGGCAUGAGGAUAGUUCAGAAGCACCAGUCUGCAAAUGAUGAACCAGACAAGAAUGACAAAGACAGUAAAGAAUAUGAGACUGAGAUCCCACCAAAGCUACAUGUUGUGGUCUCAGGAGUUGUCACUAAGGGGGAUAAAGACUUCACCCCUGCUGCUGCCCAGGUGGCCCAUCAGAAACCUGUGCCCGCAGUACAGAAGCUGCCUACAGCCCACCACAUCAACCAGCACAUCCACCAGCCCCGGAAGUGAGCCAUCAAACAACUCUAGACCACCUUCACCCGCACGGGGCCAUGACCACACCACCCCAAACACCUGCUCAGGUUUCCAGGAAUCUCUUGCCGUCAAGCAUUCCCCUUCCGCCUGUGCCUGCAAGUGUCCUGUUUCCACCAGUAUCAUGACAAGUGUCCCAUUUCCUGAUUCCUACUUGUAGAUCAUUGAAACACUAAAAUUGAAAUCUCCAUUGCAAAUCAUCAGAAACAUGUUAAUAAUGUGGGUUCACUUCACAAGGGAUGCGUGGAGCUGUUUUAUUGUUUUAAUUUUGUAUUACAUGAAUAGUUCCAGAGAGAUGUGAGUUGUAAAAUUUUUUUUUUUUGUUAAGUUGGUGAAUGUUGUAUAUUAGGCAUUAGGUACUAGGUGUAGCUAUUUGAAUAAAGAGUUCAUAUUAAACAACACAUGCCUUUUUGCUCUUAGAAACACAUUCUUAAGCUAGACUUGCAUUACCUGAUGGAAACACAGUGCUUUCUCAAAUGAGUAGGAACAUUUAAGGCUGAAAUGAAUUACAAAACUGUAAUGGGGGUCUGUGUGCCUUGGGUCGAAUUAAUCUUAGAAAUUAUUGGAGAAUAAAUAUCCCAGACAAAAUAAUCAGUUAUUGGAAAAUUGCAAAUGAAUGUAGAAAAUAUAGAGGGUUAAAUCCUAUAGUGAUGCUAUCGUGUGUGUGUGUGUGUGUGAGUGAUAGGAAGAAUGCAAGGUUUCAAAACAAUGUUUUAUGCAGUUUUGAGCUGUUCAUGCCAGUCAACUAAAUUGUAGAACUUUUUGGAGAGUUAAAUGGUAGAGGAAUUUCAGUACUUAUGCAACGGAAUAAAAAAAAUGAAAUUAA